Messenger RNA from Trichoderma virens Gv29-8, 849 nucleotides. RefSeq lists its product as uncharacterized. Gene Ontology annotation, cellular component: mitochondrion. The record is from RefSeq and is a predicted model, not a curated record. NCBI's taxonomy places the organism in Eukaryota, Fungi, Ascomycota, Sordariomycetes, Hypocreales, Hypocreaceae. The transcript has 3 exons. The coding region runs from base 1 to 849 and encodes 282 amino acids. Gene Ontology annotation, molecular function: oxidoreductase activity.
AUGGCGGCAAAGGGAAGGGAGGGGCAUCUUGAGAGGACGGCGGGUGAGCCGAGAGAUGCGGAUCUUCAUGAGGUGCGGCUGGGUCGGAUUGACCAGGUCAAUGAGAGGGUGAGGCUGUUUCGUCUGGAUCUUGUAUCAGGCCCGGCCAAAUUCCUGCCCGGCCAAUGGCUCGACACAUACAUCCCCGGCGUCGCCAAAGCAGGCGGCUUCACCAUCACUUCCGCCCCCUCAGCCGCCCUCGCAAAUCCCGAGCCAUAUCUCGAGCUGGCGGUGCAAGAGUCGCCCGACAACGAGCCCGCGGCGUGGCUCUGGCGUCCCGUGGAUGAGAUCCUGGGCGAGACGCUGCGCGUUCGUGUCGGCGGCAAGUUUGUCUUUCCGCCGGGAGAUGGUGUGCCGAACAAGGUGGUUUUUGUUGCUGGUGGCGUGGGCGUGAAUCCUCUGAUUAGCAUGUUGAGUUAUAUAGCGGAGGGCCAUGGACGGGGCGUUGGUGAUGUGAGGUUCCUUUAUGCAAGCAAGCUUCCAAGAAACGGGAAACUCUUGGAUAUCGUCUUCCUUGAUAGGAUCACGGGAUUGUUUGGGGAGGGGAAAGUAAAGGGCGAGGUGAAGCUAUACGUUACAGCGGCUGGAGACGCGGUCUCUCAGGGGACGACGAGUAUCAACGGGGCUCAGGUACAGGUGCAGCCUCGGCGUCUUACGCUGGCAGAUGUGGAGGCGGCAAUUGGAGAGCAUCGUCAAGAUCAAGGGACGGUGGUGUACGUCUGUGGGCCGCCGACGAUGACGGAUGAGCUUGUUGAGAAGCUUGGGCCUGUCAUGGAUCCCCGGCGCGUUUUGACCGAGAGAUGGUGGUGA